Molecule: messenger RNA, 484 nt
Organism: Mastomys coucha (southern multimammate mouse)
Lineage: Eukaryota; Metazoa; Chordata; Mammalia; Rodentia; Muridae
Gene: Mrpl36
Product: mitochondrial ribosomal protein L36
Exons: 2
Coding region: 100-408 (102 amino acids)
Biological process (GO): translation; ribosome biogenesis
Cellular component (GO): mitochondrial large ribosomal subunit; ribosome
Molecular function (GO): structural constituent of ribosome
Source: RefSeq, a predicted model, not a curated record
CUUUCACUGCGCAGACGCGGAAGCUUCGGUAGCCGGCGCCCGAAGUUGAUUGUGGCCGUCUCCGCUGGUGGCACCCCUUCCCAGGUGUCUGGGCUCAGCAUGGCCGCCCUGCUUGUCCGGAGAGUGGUGGCUUCGGUGGUGGACCCGUUCCUGCAUCUGAGUCGCCUCGCGGUGAAGCCCCGAACUUUCUCCUCGUUUUUGCUGGGGACGUUGCCAAAGGCCAAACCCUGCGCAGAGGUGCUCUCAUUUCUCUCUGGCCGUCCCUUGCCGUCCUUGCAGCCCUCACUGGGCUUCAAAACCAAGGGUGUCGUCAAGAAACGCUGUAGAGACUGCUACAUGGUGAGGAGGCGUGGGCGCUUGUUUGUCCUCUGUAAGACCAACCCCAAGCAUAAACAGCGAAAAAUGUAGCCCUUGCCUUCAAGCAGUGUGGAUGGGAAAAUUUUCACCUUAUCAGAGAAAAAUAAACGUAAGCAUUUUGUAAGAU